This is a messenger RNA of Scleropages formosus (Asian bonytongue), 3619 nucleotides long. It is a transcript of the gene mmp16b, whose product is annotated as matrix metallopeptidase 16b (membrane-inserted). Gene Ontology annotation, biological process: skeletal system development; proteolysis; extracellular matrix organization. Gene Ontology annotation, cellular component: extracellular matrix; plasma membrane. Gene Ontology annotation, molecular function: zinc ion binding; metalloendopeptidase activity. The coding region runs from base 581 to 2326 and encodes 581 amino acids. Lineage: Eukaryota; Metazoa; Chordata; Actinopteri; Osteoglossiformes; Osteoglossidae. The transcript is spliced from 11 exons. The record is from RefSeq and is a predicted model, not a curated record.
UUUUUAGUUCCUAGCAUUCAGAUAGAGAUUUUGGCUAUGUGUGUCCUAAGUGGUGGUCAGAGAAGAUGAGAUACUGUGUUACCAUGGCGACAUACUGUAGCCUGCCCUUUCUCUGCCCAUCCAGCAAAUACACAGAAAGCACAGCCGUUAGGUGGAGCACAGUGAAGCCUUGUAUUGAAUUAUUCAAAUCUACCAGUGAUCUCCCAGAGAGUAAGUGAAUCUGCAGAGGCGGGGAGCCAAGUGAGGCUCACACUGGUGUCGGUUUCGAUGUACUCAUCGACUAAAGGGUACCUCUUGGCAUUGAACUGUCGGCUUCACCUGUGUCAGCAGAGGGAAGCUCAGCUGUACAUCCAGACCAUGGCAAACACAAAUACAUGGGCACACAAGACAAAAAAAGCAAAUGUCAGACAGUUAAUCUGUAAAGAAUAUAACAUGAAUACCUAUGUGAAAGACUUCUAAUCUAACUUCAGUAACUGCUACACUACUGUUCUCUUUCCUCAGAGUUCACUGGGCAGUUUAUUUAAUUACCUGCCAUCUAUAAAAGUUGUCUGAUUUGGUUCUCUCAGUCUUCUGCUAUCCCAUGAUACCUCCCAGCAGGGCCUGGCUGCAGAGGUAUGGCUACCUCCCUUUCACUGACCCUCAAAUGUCAGUCCUGCGAUCAGCUCAGUCUAUGCACUCGGCUAUUGCUGCCAUGCAGCACCUCUAUGGCCUCAAUGUUACUGGGAUGCUGGACAGGACUACUAUCGAUGAUGUCACACUGAGAUGGAUGAAGAAGCCCCGGUGUGGAGUGCCGGAUCAGAUGAGUGGCGCCUCCAAGCUCAACGUCCGUCGGCGGCGUUACGCCCUCACAGGCCAGAAAUGGCAGCACAAGCACAUCACCUACAGCAUAAAGAAUGUGACCCCCAAGGUAGGAGUGGUGGAGACUCACAAUGCCAUCCGGCGCGCCUUCGAUGUGUGGCAGAGCGUGACCCCACUGCGCUUUGAGGCUAUUCCCUACAGUGCCCUGGAGAACGGCAAGCGAGACGUGGACAUUACAAUCAUAUUCGCCUCGGGUUUCCAUGGCGACAGCUCACCCUUUGAUGGGGAGGGGGGCUUUUUAGCACAUGCCUACUUCCCAGGACCUGGCAUUGGGGGGGACACGCACUUUGAUUCUGAUGAGCCAUGGACGCUAGGAAACCCCAACCAUGACGGAAAUGACCUUUUCCUGGUUGCUGUGCAUGAGCUAGGCCAUGCCUUGGGCCUAGAGCACUCCAACGACCCUACAGCUAUUAUGGCGCCCUUCUACCAGUACAUGGACACGGAGCACUUCAAGCUGCCUUAUGAUGAUCUGCAGGGGAUUCAGAAAAUAUAUGGUCCACCAGACAAGAUUCCCCAGCCGACACGGCCACUGCCAACUGCCCCUCCUCCACGAUCAAAUCCCCCCUCAGAGCCCCGUAAACAUGACCGCCAGACUCGUCCCCCGAGGUUGCCCACAGGAGACAAGCCUACUUACCCCAAUACUAAGCCUGACAUCUGUGAUGGUGGCUUCAACACUCUGGCCAUCCUGCGCAGGGAGAUGUUUGUGUUCAAGGAUCAAUGGUUCUGGCGGAUCAGAGACAAUGCUGUGAUGCCUGGGUAUCCCAUGCAGAUCUCCUAUUUCUGGCGGGGUCUGCCUCCCAAAAUUGAUGCAGUGUAUGAGAACAGCGAGGGCAAGUUUGUCUUCUUUAAAGGGAACCGGUUCUGGGUGUUCAAGGACACGAUGCUCCAGCCAACCUACCCACAGGACAUAUCAAUGUUUGGGAAUGGGAUGCCCAUACAGAACAUCGAGACGGCCGUAUGGUGGGAGGAUGUGGCCAAGACCUACUUCUUCAAGGGAGACAGGUACUGGCGAUACAAUGAGGAAAUGAGGACCAUGGACCCAGGUUACCCCAAAUCCAUCACCAUUUGGAAAGGGGUCCCAGUGUCCCCUCAAGGGGCUUUCGUGGAUAAAGCCAAUGGGUUCACCUACUUCUACAAGGGCAAGGAAUAUUGGAAGUUCAACAACCAGAAGUUGCGUGUGGAGCCGGGAUACCCCAGAUCCAUUCUAAAGGACUUCAUGGGCUGCGAGGUCUCCAUGGACUCUGACCAGGAACGAGACCGUGAGCAGCGCCCACCACCCAAGGAGGAUGUGGAUGUGGUUAUCAAGCUGGACAAUACAGUGGACACAGUGAGGGCGGUGGCCAUCACUAUCCCCUGCAUCUUGGCCCUUUGCCUGCUGGUGCUGGUCUACACUGUCUUCCAGUUUAAGCGGAAGGGCACUCCCCGGCACAUACUGUACUGCAAGCGCUCCAUGCAAGAGUGGGUAUAAGAAUGCAGCUCUCCACCAGACUGGGUGGGUUAUCUGCAUCGACUGGGGACAGAGACUACACCCCCUUCCAUUUCAGAGGAGGGGCAGCAGACCUGUGCAUAAUGCCCCACACACCUCCACUCCCAUAAGGGGACAGGUGUAUUACCACCCCUUAAUACAUCUGCUUUGUGCAUUGAUGCAGAAAGGAGGUUUUCAGAUUGGACAGGUCCCAUCAUGUGCCAGGGUGCUUUACAACAGACCAGGUCUUUCUUUGGCUGAACAAAGCUGUCAAGUUUGUAUGUACAUUUUAUUCCUGUCACACACGUUUGUGAACGCCCAGCAAAACUAUAAAAUUACUAGUUACAAACUUACUUCCCCUUUAACCAUCUUUUCUGAAUAAUAUAUUUAUCUUCGUAGUUAUUUUCUAGAAUCCCUUUAAAUUCAGAGGAAGACACCCAAACCAAAUAUUUUCCCCUCCUAAGACGAUGACUCUUAAAAUAAAUUUAUUUAUUUAUUUAUUUAUUUAUUUAUUUAUUAGCUUUUAGCAACUCUUGAUCCUCUGCAGUGCGUGGGAGUCAGGGACUUUGACUGUUGUGGCAGUUUGUCUCAAAACAGGGGCCAAAAUUUCUCGGCAAUAUUUUUUAACAGCCUUAAUUAGAGAUGGUGUCCUUUUAUUUUUGCUUAAUUUAUUGGUUGAUUGCAAAAAGUAACAGAGGCUGUGUUCGUAGCUCAGCAUUGUUUCCUUGACUGUUCUACAAAUGUCUGUUUACAGACCCCGCAGACGAAGGGCCAAAGGUCAGCCCAAAUGGUAUGUGAACAGACAAGAAGUACACGUGAAGCUUAACAAACUCAAAUGAAGGUCUGAGCACUACUUUGAAAGAGACUCAGAUGGGUGUAGCAUUAUGGUGUCUGACUGACACCUUGUUAGCAUGAAUGCAGAAGAAAUUAAAAUUAAAGAAAAAAAAUGAAAUUGUCUAUCAAACUGUCUUAUUAUGUUUGUGAAAACCUGCCUUUUUGUUUCCCCACUCCAGUUAACAUGCAAUGAAAAUUACCAUCAUAUUAUUUUAAAAGGGCAUUGUUGGUAAUAUUUUCUGGUUAUUCUUUCUUUAUAUCUUCCAGACAUACAUUUUUUUUGAUACUUUUAUUUCUUACUAUGUACUGAUUUUCCACAUUUCGACUGGGAAUUCAGAGGACUGGUUCUCGCUGCUCCAUGCAUGGGACCCUCCCAGCAAGUCAUGAAUCUUUGGUAAAAAGACAGACACACAGACACUGUCUGAACCGCUCGUCCCAUUUGAGGUUGCAGGGAGCCGGAGC